This is a messenger RNA of Phragmites australis (common reed), 1281 nucleotides long. RefSeq lists its product as uncharacterized. The transcript has 2 exons. NCBI's taxonomy places the organism in Eukaryota, Viridiplantae, Streptophyta, Magnoliopsida, Poales, Poaceae. The coding region runs from base 1 to 1281 and encodes 426 amino acids. The record is from RefSeq and is a predicted model, not a curated record.
AUGGGCUCAUCUACGUCUGAAGAUAUGUUCAUGUUGUCAUCAGACUCUAGCGACGAAGAGGAUGAUUUGCUGUUCAAGGUCGUCAUCGAGGAGGAACAACUUGGUGCCCAAGAUCGCCGCCGCCAUCGUGGCUCCGUGCCAGGACAUGCGGUCAUAGACCGUGGGCACCAGGAAGGUGCUGCUAGGCUAUUUCAGGAUUACUUCGCUGACAUGCCAGUGUAUGGUGAUACAUUGUUCCGUCGUAGGUUUCGGAUGAGUCGUCCAUUGUUCUUGAGAAUUGCCGCUGCUGUGGAGAACCACGACCCAUGGUUUCGGCAGGGGAGGGAUGCCGCCGGAAAGCUGGGCCUAAGUCCCCUCCAAAAGAUGACAGCUGCCAUAUGUCAAUUGGCAUACGGAGUCAGUGCGAACGCGGUGGAUGAGUAUGUUCGGAUCGGGGCUAGCACAGCGAGGCUCGCCCUGAGAAAGUUUGUGCAAGCUGUUGUCCGGAUUUUCUUCGAGCAGUACCUCCGUGCUCCCACCGCGGAGGAUACUGCUCGACUAUUAGCCAUUGGCGAGCAGAGAGGGUUCCCCGGGAUGCUGGGGAGUAUCGAUUGCAUGCAUUGGGUUUGGAGGAACUGCCCGAAAGCAUGGCAUGGUGCAUAUACCGGUCAUACACGCAAACCCUCCAUAGUUUUGGAGGCGGUUUCAUCGUAUGAUCUUUGGAUAUGGCAUGCUUUUUUUGGGAUGCCCGGUAGUCUUAAUGACAUAAAUGUUUUGCACCGCUCUAACAUUUUUAGCAGGGUCACGGAUGGAACUUCGCCCCCUGUGUCAUACACCAUUAACGGUAACACGUAUGACAUGGGGUACUACCUAGGUGAUGGAAUUUACCCCGAAUGGGCGACCCUAGUUAAGCCUAUUUCAACACCUAGGGGGAACAAGAGCAUGUAUUUCUCUGCCAAGCAAGCAUUUGUCCGGAAAGAUGUUGAACGCGCAUUUGGCGUGCUGCAGUCGAGGUUCGCCAUAAUUCGCGGUCCAGGAAGAAUGUGGGAUGAAAGCACACUGCACAACAUUAUGACUGCAUGUGUCAUAAUGCACAAUAUGAUCAUUGAGGAUGAGGGGACCGGCACAGAUGUGGACGAGGUGUUUGAUUACAUGGGCGAGAAAGCGACAGCCCGCCGCAAUCCUGACCAAGCUGUCCUGAAAUACAUAGAAGUCACUGAAGCAAUCAGGAACCGGGCAUUGCACCACCAACUACGUGAUGAUCUCGUGGAGCACUUAUGGAGUCGUCAUGGAGCACAUUAG